CGUUGCGCUUUAGUUGAAAACUUUUUCCUCCGUCUGGCUCUGACUUUACUGAGGCAGUUUAAACUCAUAUGUUUUCUCAUUCGGGGUAAAAGUUGUUUAAAGCCUUGGAGCUUCGGACAUCGCUGUAGGCUGAGCGGAAGUGUGCGGGAUGGCAGACCGGCCGGAGAGAAACAGGGACGGUGAGCAGGAGCCCGAAGGAGCCAUGGGUGGGGAAGAUGUGAUGGAUGAUCCCAUCAUUGAACAAGGAGCCAUUGUCUUUCGAGGGUAUGUGAUGCAGCGUGUACAGAUGCACGACCCUGACAGAAGCAUCCGCUCGGAGGAUCUGGGUGGAAGACCACAAGAGCAACAAGAACCACAUAUUAAGGAGGUGGUGGCGCAGCUCCUGAAGAUCGCAGAUGCCUUGAACAGAAAUGCAGAAUUCCAGGGGCUGGUGAACCGGGUGCAGAACGACUGUGCUCAAGACGUGUUUAUGGAUGUCGCCCGGGGCAUCUUCGCUGAGGGCAUCAAUUGGGGCCGAGUGGUGGCCCUGUUUCAUCUGGCCUAUAGACUCAUCUACGGGCAACUGACCAGCAACCGUCUCGAGAACAUCCAGAUGAUCAUCAGCUGGGUGCUGCAGGUCAUCAAGGAUCUGCUGUACAACUGGAUCGUGGCCCAGGGAGGCUGGGAAGGGGUGAUUCGGCAGAUCCCUCGCUGGAGGUCGGCGGCUCUGGUGGCGUCUCUAGCUUUGGUGGCUGCCUUUCUUUACUACCGGAGGACACGCUGAGAAUGUUGGACUGCACCGCCACAGGCUCAGCCAUUUUUCUCCACCAAGCUCCUGCGGAUGUUUUAAAUAGAGGUCACUGAGUGGAUGUUUACCUGGACCAGUCGGGAUCCCUGUGUGACCUUUCCUCUUCAGCAAAUGUAACUUCACUGUAAUGGAUGUGUUUUAGCUCGAAAACAAGUAGCGCCCGUCUGAAAUGUCUUUCUCUCGGUCAGCCAUUUGUUGCGCUGAUCGAAAUAAAGUGUUUGGACACUGGAUAUCAUAAUACAUUUCUAGAACAAUAUCUUUAGACAUUGACAUUUCUGUUGAACCAUAGCUGGCUUCAAAACAUCUGGUUUAUUUGAUUGACCCCAAGUUUCAUACAUGAUCGAUGGGUUGUAGAUGUUCAAAGCUGGCGGUUUACAUACAUUCCUGUACUGUACGCUGAGCACGACUUGUUUCCUCAGUAGUAAUCCACUCCGUAUGGUGGUCUCAGGAGGAGCCACCCAGAGUAUCUGCAGCUGCGUGAAGACCGCUGAUGCUCUCAUGUAGAGUCACUGAAUGUUGACACGCGUGAAACACCUGGCCCUUGCACAGGUGGCCGGUGUCUUCUGGAUGGUUGUUGCAGGUUAAGUAUUUGAAAAUGUUUCUCCUAGAACCAAGAUGUUAUUACACUCAGGGGCAUUAAAGUAAUUGCAGAGUAUUUAAAUGAACUGCACCACUUGGCUGUUAAAAUAUACUGUAUAUAUAUAUAUGCAAUUCUGACUAUCAAGGAGUUCAAAUCAUGGAGUUCCAACAACAGUGAGAAGCUUUAGAAACUAAUGAAUUCUGUUAUUGCAAUGUGAAAAUAAAGUGCAACGCUGUUGCAGCAUGAUCAUCG
Molecule: messenger RNA, 1619 nt
Organism: Synchiropus splendidus (mandarinfish)
Lineage: Eukaryota; Metazoa; Chordata; Actinopteri; Syngnathiformes; Callionymidae
Exons: 6
Coding region: 149-763 (204 amino acids)
Biological process (GO): extrinsic apoptotic signaling pathway in absence of ligand; positive regulation of apoptotic process; intrinsic apoptotic signaling pathway in response to DNA damage
Cellular component (GO): mitochondrial outer membrane
Molecular function (GO): channel activity; protein homodimerization activity; protein heterodimerization activity
Source: RefSeq, a predicted model, not a curated record